AUGCCCCCUAAAACCACAGAAACAGCCCCGGAAGCCAAACUCAGCCUCCCGGAAUGGCUCAAGGUCUUCACAUCCAGAGGUGUCGACAUGCGAGGAGCCAUGGCCUUGGCCGCAAAACUCUACAAGUCCCACGGUACUACUGCGCUUAUAUCACAGAUUAAGCCCGCUCAAAUAUCUGGUGUGACUGACGAUAAGGAGAAGACGAAAGUCAUCAACAAUGCGAUCAAAGCCCUUGCCGCUGGAGAGACUAUCAACAAGAAACGUGGGCGGGACAGCGAUCUGCUGCAGCCGCUGAAGAAUGAUGGCGAGGAUGAAGAGGCCCCGAUAGGACUAGGAUUUGCGGUCAAUACCGAUAUUGAGCAACUUCGAGGAGUCAAGAUUACUACAAACCGCGCCCCAGUCAAGACAGCCUGGGCAUAUACCAUUGCGCUACGCCUAGGCUUCUCUCAUCCAGAAUCACUCUCCCUUGCGCAAGCCUACGUCCACAUCAACAGCUUGAAACAUGCCCUAAAACUGGGUGGCAUCCUGGGGGAACAAGAAGCCAAGGAGGCGCGGAGAGAACUAGAGGAACUACCGGGUGGGGCUGAUAUGAGCCGUCUAGGAAGGGACAAGCGACAAAAGACUGCAAGAGGGUUAGGAGGAAGGGAUGUGCCUUUCGUGGGAGUUGGAGACAGUGCCCAGCCUUGGGUCGAUAUCCUGGGCGCGAAACCUAUAAUAGAAAGAUCUGAUGGCACUUGCCGUGCUAUACAGAAAGGUGUACCAGUCAAACCAGGCCAAGCAUACUCGUACAUAUCCAAAGCAUUCAAAGACAAAUCAUCACAAGCUAUGGGUGCUCUCAAGCUAGUCGCCGACUCUUAUGAAGUUGAGGAGCUCAACAGGCUGGGAAACGACAUGUAUAUGGAUUUCAAACCCGAUGUGGUCGAAUGGGGCCAAAGGGGGACGUUCGACCUGGAUAGUGUACUGGAGCAUGUCAAAGGUGCGGAGAUCAAGAGACUAGACGAGGGCGGCGAUGUGAACUCAGUUGUUGGUGACGAGGAUGACGGUGGCCCAGACUUGAAAGGUAGUGUGGAAGUAGAGCCGAGCGGAAAACAGUCCAUGACAUUGGAAGAGUACGAGGCGAUGUUGGACGAGGAGGCCUUGGAGGGUUUUCCAGAUCUCUGA
Molecule: messenger RNA, 1161 nt
Organism: Cryptococcus amylolentus CBS 6039
Lineage: Eukaryota; Fungi; Basidiomycota; Tremellomycetes; Tremellales; Cryptococcaceae
Exons: 6
Coding region: 1-1161 (386 amino acids)
Source: RefSeq, a predicted model, not a curated record